AUGGUGUUUGCGCUCCCGGAAAACCUAACCAGAGAUCAAUGUGUGUACCUGACUAAGUUAAUCGAGCAGGUCAAGAGAUACGAGGAGAUGGUCACUUUCAUACUGAAGGUUGUUCUGUCUUCAACUCCUUUCUCCAAGCUCACCGUCGAGGAGCGGAAUCUCCUCUUCGUCACCUACAAGAAUCUCAUUCGCUCCCUCCGAGCCUCCAGGCGGGUCGCCUACACCAUCGAGCAGAAGGAGGAAGCUCGGAAGAACGACGACCUUGUUCGGUUGUUCCUCUUGUCAAGAAUUUUAGAUCCAAGGUCGACUCCACCAUGA
This is a messenger RNA of Prosopis cineraria, 318 nucleotides long. Its product is annotated as 14-3-3 protein 10-like. The transcript has a single exon. Bases 1 to 318 code for a protein of 105 amino acids. Gene Ontology annotation, cellular component: cytoplasm. The record is from RefSeq and is a predicted model, not a curated record. Gene Ontology annotation, biological process: signal transduction. NCBI's taxonomy places the organism in Eukaryota, Viridiplantae, Streptophyta, Magnoliopsida, Fabales, Fabaceae.